Monascus purpureus is the source of this 1332-nucleotide messenger RNA. Lineage: Eukaryota; Fungi; Ascomycota; Eurotiomycetes; Eurotiales; Aspergillaceae. The record is from the annotation of a GenBank genome assembly.
GCAAAUCCGAUGGUGAUGUCGCGCACACCGGAGAAGGUGUCCAAGAUCGCACCCAAGGUGUUCAUUGUGUCGAUGUUUGAGCCCGAGACGGAGAUAUGGUGGGGAAUUCCUGAAUUCGACUUGCUUGCCCAUAACAUUACUGUUCCAGGGCUGUCACCCAUUUACCCCGAUGUCCACUGCACCCAUUUACCCCGAUGUCCACUGCACCCCGGACUACGAUGUCUGUCAACUCACCACUGGAGAGUCCGAGAUCAAUGCCGCGACGACCAUCAUGGCUCUGACAUUGUCGCCUCUGUUUGACUUGCGCAAGACCUACUUCUUCAUCGCCGGCAUUGCCGGCGUUAACCCCGAAAGGGCCACCAUCGGCUCUGUGACUUUCGCCCGGUUUGCCGUCCAGGUUGCCCUCCAGCAUGAGAUCGACCCCCGCGAAUUGCCGGCCAACUACUCCACUGGAUACAUUCCGCAGGGAUCUUAUCUUCCCAAUCAAUUCCCAGGUAACAUCUACGGCACCGAGGUGUUCGAAGUGAACGACGACCUGCGCGCCAUAGCAGUAUUAUUCGCUCAGCAGGCCAAACUUGCCGACUCCAGUGCGGCUCAGGUGUAUCGUGCCAAAUAUGCGACUCCAGACGGCCAGAAAAAAAUUGGCGCGCUACCACCGUCCGUGGUCAAAUGCGACGUCGCAACAUCCGAUGUCUACUAUAGCGGCAACAUUCUAAGCUCUGGUUUCGACAAUAUCACAAGCGUAUGGACCAACGGAACUGGUCAAUAUUGCUCCACGGCGCAGGAGGACAAUGCAACUCUCGAGGCGCUCCUGCGCUCCUCCGUCCGGAACCUGACCGAUUUCUCGCGCAUCAUCGUUAUGCGCACCGCCUCAGACUUUGAUCGCCCCCAUCCCGGCGAGGAGGCCGUCUAUCACCUUCUGUACGCCAACCAGGGCGGAUUCAAACCCGCCGUGCAGAACAUCUACCUUGCAGGUGUCAAGGUAGUCGAGGGUAUCUUGAGUGGAUGGAACACUACCUUUGCGGCCGGUGUCACGCCUAGCAACUACAUUGGCGAUAUGUUUGGGUCGCUUGGAGGCACACCAGAUUUUGGACCUGGCCGGCAGCUGUCCCUGGCCGACGCGGGAGUCCUGAGGAAGAGAGGGUUGCCCAAGGUCAGAUUUGCAUGAUCAGACGAUGUUUUGGAUACGGAUAUGCCAUUGGAUAUUCCUUCUGGACUGAAAUGUACGGUAUAAUGUAAUGAAGCAGAAUUCCAUGUACGAUAAUAACGCUCAUAUAUGGAUGCAAUGGAAUACUUACUCUUGCCCACACCGCCUACCUAAACCGAGUCCCC